AUGCGAGGGGAGCUCCGUGCCAUGCUGCAAUGGCGGGAGGCGGAUUUCCAGGAACGAUGCACCUACAUCGUGAAGGACCAGCCGUGCGAAAUGCUCACGCGCCCCGACGUCCCUCGCGCACAAGCCUCCUUACCCCGAAACUUGGCCUUCCGGUGCAACAGCAGCCACAAGGUGGUGGCAGUGCUGAGCCGAGAGUACAUCCCAUCGGGCACGCGCUUCGGGCCGCUGGUCGGGGAGGUCUACACCAAAGAGAACGUGCCAAAAAACGCCGACAGGAAGCACUUCUGGCGAAUUUACUCCCCGGGGGGCGAGCUUCACCAUUUCAUCAACGCCCGGGACCCCCGCCGCAGUAACUGGAUGCGCUACGUCAACCCCACCCCUGACGCCCCGGCCCAGAACCUGGUGGCCUGCCAGAACGGCCUGGAGAUUUACUUCUACACCCUGAAGCCCAUCGUGACGGGUGCCGAGCUCCUGGUGUGGUACAAUUACGAGUUUGCUGAGCGCUUGCAGUGCCCGCUGCCGAGGGAGCUGGCCGAGGAGCUCGAGCACGAUGGUAUCCGGAAAUCCACCGCAGAAGCCCCCGCCACACCGGGGCCUCAGCCACCACAGGGGGGCUCGGCCGCCAACCCAAACCUCACAGCUAAGCUCACAAAGAAAAAGGAGGAGGAAGAGGGCGAUGAAGAUGAGAGCGUUGACCUGGAAGCGCUGGACAGGAGCCUGCCACCGAGCCCAUCAGGAUGCCGACGUGUGGCGUUGCGUGGGCAGCUCCCCCAGGACGUCAAGCAGUGGCCCCUGGGGUUUAGCCCUUUCCCCAAUGCCCCUGGCAAGGAAGGGGCGCCUGAGAAGUCCAGCCCUCCAUGCCAAAGAGCCGCGAGCCCCAGGAACCAGCCAGUCCUCAACUGCUGCCCGUACGGCCCAACUACCUCUCUGUGCAAGGAGCUGCAGCGCUGUCUCAGCAACCUCUACCCUUCCUCCCCUCUGUAUUUGCCAACGGGCCACCUGCCCCAGCCAUAUCUUUAUGCCUGCGGCCCCAUCCCUGCCCACUACCCCCGGUUUGCGCUGCCCCCCCACGCCGUGCCCUUCCUGCCAGCGCCGCCCAUGAGCAGGGUGGGGGAAGUCCCUCCCUUGGGGUUGCCUUCGCCGGAGCCGCAGGUAUACGCCCGUGCCCGGGGAGACGGGACAUCUCCAUCCCCAGGCCUCUACGCAACUGUCUUGCCUCAUGGAAAACAGGGAGCCCACGAGCUCCGGAAGCCACAGGAUGUUUUAAUCUCCCUCCAAAGUGGCGCUUUCUCCUCUCCGGGUUUGGACUAUGGACCAAAGCAGUAUUCGUCCCCUGCCGGGGGCACCUCAUAUACCUCUGAAGUUCAGCAACAGAAACCUACCUCCCUGCUUGCCCAGCCACCGGAGGCCAUCAAUCUCAGCACACCAAAGUGCUGCCCGCCGGCCGGCCGCUUGGGCACCACACCCGUGCCCUACCCUCUGAAGAAGCAGAACGGCAAGAUCAAAUACGAGUGCAACAUCUGCGCCAAGAGCUUCGGGCAGCUCUCCAACCUCAAGGUCCAUCUGAGGGUGCACAGCGGCGAGAGACCCUUCCAGUGCCAUAUCUGCAAGAAGUGCUUCACGCAGCUAGCUCACCUGCAGAAGCACCACCUGGUGCAUACGGGCGAGAAGCCUCAUGAAUGCCUGGUCUGCCACAAGCGCUUCAGCAGCACCAGCAACCUCAAGACCCACCUGCGGCUGCACUCGGGCGAGCGGCCGUACCAGUGCCGCCUCUGCCGCUGCCGCUUCACCCAGUACGUCCACCUCAAGCUGCACAAGCGGCUGCACGAGUGCAAGCGCCCACACCGCUGCCCCAGCUGCCCCAAGACCUACAUCCACCCCUUCAGCCUGGCGCUGCACCGCCGCGGCUACUGCCCGCUGGCCCCUGGCGCCGCCGGCCCCCCCGCCCAGCUCGGCCACUUCAACGCCCUGAUCGACCACUUCGACUUCAGUCUGGACGCCGAGCGCCUGGAGGGGGAAGGGGCCGACCCCGCCCGGGCUCCCGGGCUCCUGGAGAAUCUCAUCCUGAGGGAGCUGGGGUCAGGCAGCCGUGGGCAGCUCCCCAGGGACAAGGGCCCCUGCUUGCCUGGCCUCCACAAACAGCUUCCGCUCCUGCCCCUGCCCCACUACAGUGUCUCUGUCAAGCAGGAAGACUUCCCAUUGAAGCUGGCCUGAGCCGCUCGCUCUGCUGGGACUGGACUGGACCCCACGCCCACUGGUUGGCUUUGGCUAGCUGUGGUCCCUUGGCUUCCUCUGGGCCAGGGCUAGGCAACAGACUAAGCCCUUACAGCCUCCUAUGGGCUCUGUAUCUUCCCCUCCGAGUCCCACGGACCAGCCCUGGGUGCCAGGGCCUGGAAUGGGGUACAGCAGCCUGGGAUUUUGAUAGCGGCCAUGGACGUAUCCGCAGGGUGAAGCGGGUGCCAGGGAGCUGUGGGUAUCGCCUCUUACUCUGCAGGCAGUGCUGGGAGGGGGCUUUGUUUCUUGCACUGGCCUCCCCAGUCUCAGCACUGCCCGGGGGGCUGACACCUGGGCUUUAAAUGAGCUUCGGCCCCGUAGCAGUGCCCUCAGCCUAGGGGCCUGUAGGGUGCCCUGUACAGCCCAGCCCAGCCCUUCCCUGGCUUCCUGGGAUCUCUCUCCAGUGCAGGUCAAGACUCACUGUCCCAGAACUCCGGGAGCUGCCCGGUCUGGGUUAUCUCUGUGAAUGGCCCAAACCUCCCCUUUAAACGUGAUGCCACCAUGCUCACCAGGAGGUUAGGGUGGCAGGAACCCCGGGUUGGCCAGGAACCAGCUCCGGUCAGCUCUGCCGUCCCAGUGGGACCUGAUUUCCUUCAGCACCACAGCGGCUUCCGGGCCCCAGGCCUUGUAUAGAGAUACCAAAAACUGGGAUCCGCCAAGCCCAUCCCAACUCCAAAGCACCUCAGUGCCCGAAGGGGGCUCCUGCAGUCUCCUCUCCGGGGUCACAGCCUGGGAAUCUGUGAUGAAUCCUCAAAGUGCCACAUGUCUGGUCGUGCCCACAGCCCCUGAGGGCGCAAUCCAAGCGACAGGAAGGUACAAAACCAAGGGGCUCCUCUCUCUGAUCUAUGGAAUGAGCUUCAACCUCUCAGGUCCCCCGCCCUGCCUGUGGGGUGGGGGGUGUAUAAGAGCAAGACUUUGCCCCUGUCUAUAGAAAGCUUUAAUCUCUCCAGUACCCCUCUUGUGGGGGCAGGGAGCUGCACUCAGUACAAGCCAGGGACCCUGCCUGGUCUAUGGAAAGAGCUUUAACUUCUCAUGUGCCCCCCUCCCCUCCCCGAUCUCGGGCUGUGACGCCCUCCCUGGUCUGUGACCCCCUCAGGUAUCCCCGAUGGGGCCGCCACCCUCACAUUUGACUGUGCCCUUGUUUUUUUAUUUAUUUCUCGGCUGGCUGCAGCCCUGGCCGGAGCCUUUGUGUAUUUCUUGGGCCGUUUGCUGGUGUAGAGUGCUGAAAUGGAGGGGGUGAGAAAGUGGGGCCAGCGGGGGCCUGAUCCUGGGGGCAGGAAGGUGGCACCUGGGGCGGGGGGACAUUUAGCCCACGCCCAACAUUCUGCACCCAUUAGCGGCUAGAUUUCUGUCUGGUGCAGCGCCCUGGGACAUCUGCCCAGCCCCAUGGGACACCCCACUACUUUCCUGCUCCCCACUCACCGAUCUGUCCCCUCACCCCAUAGCUCCUUCGCGUCUUUUCCCCAGCACCCUCCAUGGCCAGCAGCCUGCCUGCGUGCUUCACGUUAGACCCACUACUCUUCACUCCUCUAUCCCCCUUGCGUUCUGCCCCCUGCCUCUGCACCUCCUGGCACCCGUUGUCCUCUAUAUCCCUCCUAGCUGCAGGCCCGGCUCUCCACUCCCUGCCCCCUGGUACCCACUGAGCUCCCUUCACAGCCUACAAGCCAGGGCGAGUCACAUACCACUCUGGAGCCGGCAGACAGAUCCCCACCAACCCCCAUCUCAGGUGCCACAGCAGAAACGUCUGCUGAUCGGAAACGCCUGGUAACGUGGAAGGGGCCAGGGCCGGGGGUUGUGAUUCCAAUGUUUCUAGUCAAUAAAACUUUCUGCCUUUGUACUUUUACAAAUUUCUCUGAGGAAUAACCUGUUUUCUGGGGCCUUUUGGUUUCCAUGGGUCUGUGUAGAGGCCUCAGCCACCCAAGGAGCAGGUUUUGGGGAGCGGUAUUUCCACGGAGAUGCCUGAGCUCUCUUCAGGCCAGCGGUCCCCUCCUCCAACAUCCCCAACCACUGACCAAUAGAUUCUUCACAGCCACGGGUGGUCAAGGCAUGGCCACCGGGCAAUA
Chrysemys picta bellii (western painted turtle) is the source of this 4337-nucleotide messenger RNA. It is a transcript of the gene ZNF683, whose product is annotated as zinc finger protein 683. NCBI's taxonomy places the organism in Eukaryota, Metazoa, Chordata, Testudines, Emydidae. Gene Ontology annotation, biological process: regulation of transcription by RNA polymerase II; cell fate commitment. Gene Ontology annotation, molecular function: RNA polymerase II cis-regulatory region sequence-specific DNA binding; DNA-binding transcription repressor activity, RNA polymerase II-specific; protein binding. Gene Ontology annotation, cellular component: cytoplasm; nucleus. The record is from RefSeq and is a predicted model, not a curated record.